AUGGCUGAGGCGGAAAGUAACGGCUACGAUGACUUUCCUGACAACACUGAUGUCAUGUGGAUGAAAAUGGCCUUGAUGGCAGCCAGUCGUGCUGAAGUAACAAGGCAUGCUGAGGGAAAGCCCAGUGUUGGCUGUGUAAUUCGUCGCGCAAGAACUGGUGGUCCUCGAGGAGUCCUAGCAGUUGGUUGGAACGGGUUCCUUCCCAACACACCUGAAGAGGAGCUAGCUGAAAUAAAGGGUCGCACCUUCAAAGGGGAUCCUAAGCAGCAAGAGAAGAAAAGGGAUAAAGCACUGACUGACGCACUCGGCCUACAUGCUGAGGUAAACGCCCUACAGUACUGCUCCGAAAGACCGGAGAUGGCUACUAUCUACACGACUCAUGUGCCGUGCUACAAUUGUGCAAAACAACUUGUUGCACAUAAAGUUGGGCGUGUUUUUUACCUGUUUUGGAUGGAAGGAAGUGAGACGUCAAUAAAGCUUUUCAAGAAGUUUGAUAUAACUUGCGUACCCUUUGGAAGGCGAGGCGAAGUACUGGAGGAUUUUAGCAAGGGUUUCCUUACAAAACGCAAAAUUGUUCAGGGAAGCACUGUUGAGCAAACACCCAUAGGACCCCAUCAAUACUUUUUGGAUUGUAGAGACAAGAGGCACUUGGAAAAAUGUAUUGAAAAGUAUAAAUGUAAGUUGUCUUGA
Molecule: messenger RNA, 690 nt
Organism: Porites lobata
Lineage: Eukaryota; Metazoa; Cnidaria; Anthozoa; Scleractinia; Poritidae
Source: the annotation of a GenBank genome assembly